Messenger RNA from Bursaphelenchus okinawaensis, 836 nucleotides. Lineage: Eukaryota; Metazoa; Nematoda; Chromadorea; Rhabditida; Aphelenchoididae. The record is from the annotation of a GenBank genome assembly.
AUGAUAAGAAUAGGAGUAAAUAAAAGUGCAAAGUGUACGUGUGAACUUUAUAAAAGUUCGAAUUGACUGUGCUAAAGUAGACACUAGCAAUAACCCUAGCCUUAGCAAUAGCUCUAUCACGAGCUCUAGCUUUAGCCCUAGCCUUACCACACUCUGUUCUGUCUUGCCCUGCCUUUUUUGUAGGCUUUAAUCUAAUACCCACCUUACCCCUAAUAUAGCACGAUUUCCUAACUAAACCAAGCUCAUUGUCCCAACUAUAAUACUCUACCAAAACACCCAACACAAACUAUACAAAAAGUCAAUCCCCCAUGAAGCACGCAAUAAUUUUGUUUACACUCAGCGACAACUAUUGACCGUUUUGCUAAUCCCAGUACGUACUACAUUACAACAAAAAUUUAAGUAAAUAAUUAAGCGAGUAAUCCCGAAGGCCAUCUUUUCAGCCGGAUUAUGCGACGUACCUAGAAAUAUGUAACAAGACUAAUCGCAUGCUUGUUAACAUAUUUUUAAUUAGCAUGGUUUUAUACUGUAAUUUGGUUUUGUGAAAAAGAGUUGCUUAUUAAAUAGACCAUUUUUUAUUUUGAAUUUGACUAAUAUUUCAUUUUUAGUGCACAGCCCGUUUCUCCUCCGCCGGUACCUCCCAUACCUGGUCGAUUGACUCUCUUUUGCCAGCAUUUAUGUUUGUUGUGGUACGAUCUCAACUUCAGCACUUGGGAGCUGAAAUCCGGUUGGUUGCGGACUUUUGUCCUCAGGUUAGAUGUAAUGGAGAGAUUGCCAUGAUGUUCACCAUGUUACAGUCGGCUUAUAUUCAAAUUUGCAAGGAAAAGAGCAAUCCUUAG